This is a messenger RNA of Triplophysa rosa, 1911 nucleotides long. It is a transcript of the gene uap1l1, whose product is annotated as UDP-N-acetylglucosamine pyrophosphorylase 1, like 1. The transcript has 9 exons. Bases 195 to 1715 code for a protein of 506 amino acids. NCBI's taxonomy places the organism in Eukaryota, Metazoa, Chordata, Actinopteri, Cypriniformes, Nemacheilidae. The record is from RefSeq and is a predicted model, not a curated record. Gene Ontology annotation, molecular function: UDP-N-acetylglucosamine diphosphorylase activity. Gene Ontology annotation, biological process: UDP-N-acetylglucosamine biosynthetic process.
UUCCGAAAUGACUCCUGUAAACUAAAUAACAUUCAUUGACAGUAGUUCUCUGUCAUCUCACCCAUUUCAUUCCGCUGCAGCGGUACAAUAUGUGUAUUUUACAAUCUGUACUUUGAAAACACAUCUAGAUUGAUCUGAGUCGUGUUGGGGUUUGUUAUCACAUCAUUAAUGUGUUACUGUUCCAGUAGAGAAAAAUGAUAUCGUUCGAGGAAGCUAAAGCGAGGUUGGAAAGUGCAGGACAGAGUCAUGUGUUACAGUUUUGGGCAGAAAUUUCUGCAGAUGACAGGAGUGCGCUACUGGAGGAAAUAUGUCAGCUCGAGCCGAAGGAGUUACUCGAGCACUGCCGAGCUGCUGUAGCGGCUGCGAGCCGACACUCGAGUGCUGAUGUUCGGCUGGACGCGCGGAUGGAGCCCGUUGCUCCGGAGUUCAUUGGAAGUGUGCGUAAAAGUGACAAAGAAACACUGCAGAUGUGGAAUGACGAAGGGUUGUUGCAGAUUUCACAGAACAGAGUGGCUGUUUUGCUGUUAGCUGGUGGUCAGGGGACGAGACUUGGGGUGUCAUAUCCCAAAGGAAUGUACAAUGUUGGGCUUCCUAGUGGAAAAACACUGUACCAGAUCCAGGCUGAGCUUAUUCAGAAGGUGCAAGAGCUGGCCAAUGAGAAGCAUGGCUGUUUGUGUACAGUUCCCUGGUACAUAAUGACCAGCGAGUUCACCCUGGGACCCACAGAGAAGUUCUUUAAAGAUAAUGCCUACUUUGGCCUUUGUCCAUCCAACAUGGUCAUGUUUGAGCAGAGGAUGAUACCAGCCGUAGGUUUUGAUGGGAAGAUCAUUCUGGAGAAGAAAAACAAAAUAGCAAUGGCACCAGAUGGAAAUGGUGGCCUCUAUCGCGCCCUAGUGGACAACAAGAUUCUAGAGGACAUGGAGAGAAGGGGGGUGGAGUAUCUUCAUGUGUACUGUGUGGACAACAUCUUGGUGAAGCUGGCAGAUCCGUUCUUUAUAGGCUUCUGUGUAAAUAAAAGAGCAGACUGUGGUGCCAAGGUGGUGAAUAAAGCUUAUCCUGCAGAGCCUGUUGGAGUGGUGUGUCGUGUGGAUGGUCUGUAUCAGGUAAUAGAGUACAGUGAGAUCCAACCAGAGACUGCAGAGCUGCGAGACCCUAGAGGAGAGCUUCUGUUCAGUGCUGGAAACAUCUGUAACCACUUCUUCACCAGAGGCUUCUUACAGGAAGUAACAACAAAUUUUGAGGGGCAGCUAAAGCAGCAUGUGGCUAUUAAGAAAGUGCCAUUUGUGGAUGGAGAGGGGAACCUGGUGAAACCCACCAAACCCAACGGCAUCAAAAUGGAGAAAUUUGUCUUUGACGUCUUUCAGUUCUCAAAGAAAUUUGUCGCAUUUGAGGUGUUGAGAGAGGAUGAAUUUUCACCCCUGAAAAAUGCUGAUGGGGCACCUCUAGACACACCAACUACAGCCCGCCGGUCCUUGUUAUCACAACACUACCGCUGGGUUUUGGCAGCUGGUGGGAACUUUACGGAUGAGCAGGAUAAAUCCAUCGCCUCAAAACACAGUAUGGCACAGAACGAAGAGCCCCCAGCAAUCUGUGAAAUCUCUCCUCUGGUAUCAUACUUUGGUGAGGGUCUGGAGAAGCUGCUGAAACAGAAAAACCUGAAGUCUCCAUUUUAUCUUGAUGUGAAUGAAGCCAAGAAUCUUUUGCAGACCACGUAGUGUUUCACAUAAUCAUGUUAUGCUCCAGCAUGUUAAAGGAAGUCAAAGGGAUGUUUACAAAUCUGUUGUUAAUCCAUCAAAAAACACACAAAAUAUUGUUUUUAUAUCUGAAUUACUGUAACUCGUGAUGAAAGAAAUGACUUUUGUACCAUUGUGGAAAAUAAUACAUGCACAAUAAAUCACUUUUUGAUUUCUA